CACCCAUCCAUCCAUCCACCCACCCACCAGCUCGCCCGCCUCCAUCCGCAGCGGCCAGACCAGGCCCCCUCUCCUCCUCCCCCUCCCUCCUCCCCGUUCUCCGCCUCGGACGCGGCGCGCCCGACCGUCCGCCUCCGACUCCCCUUCCCCGUCCCCGAUCCGGAGCCGACUCGACCUUGUUGAGGAGUACGACCCCGAACCGCGGCGGGAGGGAGGGGGGCGGCCUCCUUUUAGCUUCCCCCCGCCGGAGGCCAGCCGCCCCAUGGGCCGGUCGCCUGCGCGCGCUACGUAUCAGCUCAUCGACCGGCGGAAAGGUACCACCGGUUCCUUCGCCUGCUGACCCCCAGAUCUGGUGAAAUUCAGCGUAGAUCUGGUUCGGAUCUUAGCACUGGGUUUGCUGGUCAGUAAUUCGCCGGUGUCCUGUCGCGUGCGUGCGGUGAAAAAAAAGAAGGGGCCGGCGUCUUUUUUCUUUCCCGCCGCUUUAGCGUCGGCCGGAGAGCAAUUAAGCGAAGCAAGGGCUUGGGUAACUCUUUGUUGAAAGAAUCUCUCCUGUACAUGUAAUAUUGCAUGUAAUUUCUGUUAAAGAUGAGUUCUCUGAAUAAAGUUGUUUCAAAUAGUGGAGACACGUGUUCACUGUUACCUAGUAAAGCCACAUCAUUAAAUCCCAAUGCAGCAGAAUUCGUACCUUCGUUUAUUAAACCAUCUCUUGGAAGUAGCACAGUUCCAGAUGUAACGAAGUCAGAUUUUAGAGGGUCUUCUGGAAAAACAAUCUUAGAUAGGUCCGAGUCUUCAAAGUCUAACAACUCGGAUGAUGAGGCACACCAGUUUUGGCGCAAGCAGCUUCCAGAUGACAUUAUUCCAGACUUCUCUUCUUUUGAGAAAGUUGAACAAGGGCCUGAAGAAUUGUCCCUUGCUGGACUAUCCUUGAAUGCGCCACCCUUUUAUGGGACAACUUCCAGCCGCUUCUCAAGAGAACAUCAAGAGUUAUCUUCUCCAGCUACCAAGGGCCUGGAACUGGAACAUACUAAUCUACUUUACGAAGACAAUUAUUUGGGGUCAAGCAACUGGGAGCAAAAUUAUAUUGGUGAUCUUCGCAUUGCUAAUGAGAAUCAGGACCUUCAUUAUGGCUCUGAAAGCGCUGCAGGCUUUUCUGACAGUUUUGCUAGCGAGUAUGCUGCUGCAUCUGAUGGCGUUGUUGACCCCUUGGAAUACUUAGCAUCACAGUUUCCUGGUUUUUCAGCAGAGAGCCUUGCAGAGCUAUACUAUGCAAAUGGAUGCGACUUCAACCACACCAUUGAUAUUCUCACCCAGCUAGAGAUGCAAGUUGAUCCUACCCCAAAUCACGCAAUGAAUUUGACCCCCAGAGCACCGAACUUUAGCACAGGGGAUUUCCCUGCUCUGCCAACAGCUGAAGACCAGAAUGGUUUCAGUAAGGGGAACAUGGAUGUCCUUGGCAUCUUCAAUGGGCGUGGGUCGUCCACCGUAUCAGGUGGACCAGGUGAUUUUGUUUCAGCUGUUCGCAAACUUGCAUCACAAAAUUCUAGCCACUGGAAGUUUAAGAAAGGUCCUGAAUACGGGAAUGGUGUUUCGUCUCAUUCUGUACCCAAGCAGUACAGUUCUAGCACCAAACAAUCAUCUGGGAACAAAUUUCAAAGUGUUAGCGGUGCAAGAGUUGCUCCAUGGCUUGAGACUGGUGAUGCAGUGGCAAAUAUGUACUCCGAAUCAAGGGGGGAAGCUCGUGAUUAUGCUAGGGUCAGAAAUGCUUGCUUUGAGCAGGCUAGACAGGCUUACUUGGUUGGCAACAAAGCUCUGGCCAAGGAACUGAGCAUGAAGGGUCAGGCGUACAAUGCGCAAAUGAAAGCAGCUCAUGAGAAAGCCAGAGAAGCUAUUUAUCGACAAAGGAAUCCUGUUUCGCAACGGGGAGGUGAUGGUCUGAUCGAUUUACAUGGACUGCAUGUGAGCGAAGCAAUCCACACCCUAAAGGUUGAGCUUGCUGCCAUGAAAAGCGCAGCGAGGGCUGCGGGGGAGAGGAUGCAGGUCAUGGUAUGCGUCGGGACAGGCCACCACACCAAGGGCUCACGCACCGCAAGGUUGCCCAUUGCAGUGGAGCAGUUCCUCCUGGACGAAGGUUUCCAUUAUUCGCAGCCUCAACCAGGUCUUCUCCGCGUCAUGGUGUACUAACAUCUCUUAGGUAAGACACCAUGGAGAUAGAAAGGACCACCCAAAAAAAGGAGAAAAGAGAUGUAUGAAAAACACAAAAAAAGCGUCGUUGGAGAACGCACUGUAAUUUCCUUGUAGCUGUAUAUUAAAAGAGGCAGCAGGAGAAUAGCCUGACAACAGAAUACAGUGUAAAAUUAUACAUAGCUUCAUUCAAUUCACAUUCCAUUCCCAUAUC
Messenger RNA from Setaria italica (foxtail millet), 2395 nucleotides. Its product is annotated as polyadenylate-binding protein-interacting protein 7. The record is from RefSeq and is a predicted model, not a curated record. The transcript is spliced from 6 exons. Lineage: Eukaryota; Viridiplantae; Streptophyta; Magnoliopsida; Poales; Poaceae. Bases 586 to 2181 code for a protein of 531 amino acids.